AUGAUUCCCGAACAGAGCCACCUACUGAAUGAGAACCCCUUCGUCGAUGGCAACGACGAAUUCGAUUCACCAAUGAACGGCUCUUUAAGUCCAGUGUUAAGCAGAAGAGCAUCCAGCAUAUUUUCAAUGGACACAUCUCCUUUGCCUCCCCCAAAUGACACAGAUCUCCAAAAAUUCACUGAUGAUAACUUACAUUUUUCCAUGAUAAGAAACUUACAUUUAGCAGACUAUAUUACAAUGCUAAAUGGAUUCUCGGGAUUCUAUUCUAUCAUCAGUUGUCUCAGAUUUACAUUGACUGGGAAACCUCAUUACGUUCAGAGAGCACAUUUUUUUAUAUUUCUAGGAAUGUGUUUUGAUUUCCUAGAUGGUAGAGUUGCAAGGUUAAGACAUAGAGCCUCCUUAAUGGGUCAAGAGUUGGAUUCAUUAGCAGAUAUGAUCUCCUUUGGUGUGGCCCCUGCGACGAUUGCAUUUGCUAUUGGAUUCCAAACAACAGUAGAUGUUAUUGUACUUUCCUAUUUCAUCUUAUGUGGAUUAACCAGAUUGGCAAGAUUUAAUGUCACUGUGAAUCAAUUACCGAAGGAUGUUUCAGGGAAAUCUAAAUAUUUUGAAGGGUUACCAAUUCCAACAAGUUUAGUAUUGGUAUUGGGAAUGGCAUUAUUCGUGAAAUGUGAUCGUAUUUCUGAUAAUAUACCAUUGGGGAUCAUUAGAGAGGGUAAAUUUUUAGAAUUUCAUCCUGUGGUUCUAAUAUUUUUUAUCCAUGGAUGUGGCUUGAUCUCCAAGAGUCUAAAGAUUCCAAAAUUAUGA
This is a messenger RNA of Naumovozyma castellii, 804 nucleotides long. RefSeq names its product CDP-diacylglycerol-serine O-phosphatidyltransferase (gene CHO1). The coding region runs from base 1 to 804 and encodes 267 amino acids. The record is from RefSeq and is a predicted model, not a curated record. NCBI's taxonomy places the organism in Eukaryota, Fungi, Ascomycota, Saccharomycetes, Saccharomycetales, Saccharomycetaceae. The transcript has a single exon.